Myxocyprinus asiaticus (Chinese sucker) is the source of this 2132-nucleotide messenger RNA. RefSeq names its product zinc finger protein-like 1. Lineage: Eukaryota; Metazoa; Chordata; Actinopteri; Cypriniformes; Catostomidae. The record is from RefSeq and is a predicted model, not a curated record. Bases 153 to 1121 code for a protein of 322 amino acids. Gene Ontology annotation, cellular component: Golgi apparatus. The transcript is spliced from 8 exons.
GAGACGGUAGCGGAAGAGACGUGGCAAAAAUGCAACUGAGGAAAAGCUAACAAAAUAUUGAGGAAAACAUCUGUUGGGCUUCAUAUUGAUAUUCACAUUGCUGCGUGGUCGACCAGUAUUUUCAUCGAUAUAUUCAGUUUGACAGGCAGACUAUGGGUUUGUGCAAGUGCCCCAAGAGGAAGGUAACGAACCUGUUCUGCUUUGAACAUCGUGUAAACGUGUGUGAGCAUUGCCUUGUGUCCAAUCACAACAAGUGUAUUGUGCAGUCAUACUUACAGUGGCUACAGGACAGCGAUUACAACCCCAACUGCAGCCUGUGCAGUCAACCCUUAAACUCUCAGGAUACUGUGCGACUGGUUUGUUAUGAUUUGUUCCACUGGUCAUGUCUAAAUGAGCUGGCAUCUCGUCAGCCUCUCUACAUGGCACCUGCUGGUUACCAGUGCCCGACAUGCCAGGGUCCUGUGUUCCCACCCCCAAACCUGGCCAGUCCUAUUGCCGACAUGCUGAGAGAACAACUGUCCUCUGUCAACUGGGCGAGAGCAGGACUGGGCCUUCCGCUGAUUGAGGACCCACCAGAAAGGGAAGAAACCUCAUCAACACAAGAUGUAACGUGUUACUCUGACUGGAAAACUUUUGAAACCCCUGCAGUGGACAUGGCGAUCUCAGACCCCUCCUCUACCAGUCCACCGCCCCAUCAGGAUAUGGAGCACAUCCACCAUAUCCACAAUAAUGGCGAGCUGAGUGUCCAGAAUCACUCUGUCAUUAAUAUGAGCACCACCUCCACCACUGACACGAUAACUAUCAACACAGCUACUUCCCCAAGGAAGGUGUAUGACACACGGGAUUCUGGAAACACAGCAGUCAUGCAGAUUGACUUUGACGAUGAUAAAUACCGCAGACGACCGGCCCUUAGCUGGUUUGCCCAAGUCCUAAAGAAUCGCACGGGCACUAAGAAAAAGGCCCUUACACUGAAGCAGCGAAUCUUCAUGCUGUUGUUGGUCGGAGUGAUUGGUUUCUUCACACUCAUCAUCAUCAUGGCCAAAUUGGGGCGAGCCUCUGCUGAGGCAGACCCGAACCUGGAUCCCAUGCUGAAUCCCAACAUCCGGGUAGGCAACAUGUGACCGAUCCCCUUCCCACUUAGACUCAGUGUUUGGAUUCAGCCUGUGGUUUGGCUUUACUGGGAAAACAUGAACUGGAUGUGCUGGAGAGAGAAAGUUCCUCAGGAUGCUGGAACCAGCAUGAAGAUGCCUCCCUUUGGACUGUGGGAGGAGAGCGUGACGUACCAGUCUACCUGAGAGAAGCGAGAUUACCAGAAAGCUGGUGCAAAGGCUGUUAUACAACAAUUCUCUCAUUCCUCUUGAGUGAGAUGAUAUAGGCUCUAUUAAAGACUUGUUGUGAGUGCAACUGUGUUUCGUUUCAGUUCUGAAAUCCUCUUCUCGAACAUUGGGAUAAACGAUUUGCAGUGAGCGUGGAUGUUUUGCAGUCAAUCCUUUAAUUCUUCCUUACAUACAUAGAAUUCAUUGGGAUCAUUCAACGGAAGUGAACAGCAAGAGGAGGGUAAUUCCUUCUUUGAGAUUAUAUGGACAUGUGAGGUGUCAAAAACGUACAUUUUUAGUUGAUUGCAUUUUACUAAUGGCAGAUUCAAUUACCAGAUUUCCUGCUUGUGAAAAGUGCUCUGCAGAUUUUUCUUGUGUGCGGUUGACUGUAAAACAGAUUUACUAAAGCAUUUAGAGAACUGUUGGUUGAUUUCUUAGUUACUAAAUCUUAAAUCAGAUUACUAUACGGAUAGAUAUAUAUGCUAAAUGCUUUAGUAGAUACAGCCCGAUAGAUACAGAUGCAAACUGUACACAAGAUAAUUUCAACGGAGAAACGUCCAGGUCCAGGAACUAUUGUGUCAUUAUUUUCAUGACAACUGAACACAUUUUCUCCCCAAAUUCUCAUUAAUGUAAUGUGAGAAAAUCGAAUUCUCAGUUGUAAUACAAUAAUGAAAAUCAUCCUGUCGAUAUUUUUUAUUAAAAUUAGCAUUCAUUAAAAGCAGUACAACAAAUACAACCUUAAUGUGUACUACUUUCAAUUGAAUUUUGUAAAUGUACUUUACAGUUUAAUUAUAUAUAUAUAUAUAUAUAUUUUUU